GCUCUUUCGGUGCAAGCUCGCCGAAUAUGUAUCUACCACAAGCGCAAACGGAGCUCCUUGGUGUGCUUCUCCGUUUUUUCUAUUCCGUGACGCAAGGACCGAUGCUGUCGGAUACGCCAACAAAACUGACUCGACGGAAACGCUAUUGGGCCCUGUGCAUUGGACAACAUGAAUGGCGUCUGCCUAUGUCAGAAAGCUGCAUCCGCCUGUCAAGAACCCAUACCUACGAGCUAACUCUUGAGCUAUACCAACAUGUCUGUGUACAAGAAGUCUGAUAAUCCUACUACUGCCUUCUUCGUGGAUUUCAUGACGGGUGGUACCGCGGCUGCCAUCUCCAAAACAGCAGCAGCACCAAUUGAGCGUGUCAAGUUAUUGAUACAAAACCAAGGGGCCAUGAUUGCUGCUGGACGACUGGGCCAUCCGUACACUGGUAUCGGCCACUGCUUUAAAAAGACCUACAACACUGAAGGUUUCCUGAGUUUUUGGCGUGGAAACGGGGCGAACGUGAUUCGUUAUUUUCCUACCCAGGCGCUGAACUUCGCUUUCAAGGAUACUUACAAGCAGAAGCUGAACUUCAAAAAAUCGGAAGGCUUUGGUCUUUGGGUCCUAGGAAACAUAGCAAGUGGUGCAGCCGCCGGAGUUACGUCCUCUGUUUUUGUAUAUUCCCUCGAUUAUGCACGUACCCGACUUGCUGCUGAUACCAAAAGUAUUGGCAAAGGCGGAGGACGUCAGUUCACAGGUUUGAUUGAUGUCUAUCGGCAGACAUUGCGCACCGAUGGUGUCUUGGGCUUGUAUCGUGGCUUCAUGCCCAGUAUUGCAGGAAUUAUUGUGUACAGAGGGUUCUAUUUCGGAGGGUACGAUACCAUCAAAGGCACGUUACUUGUUGGGCCCCUCCAGGGAAGCUUCUUGGCUUCGAUGGCGGUGGGAUGGGUCUGCACCUCGGCUGCGGCAACGGCUGCAUACCCUUUGGAUACUAUUCGUCGUAGGAUGAUGAUGACCUCCGGAACUUCCAAACACUACAAGUCUUCGUGGCAUUGUGGUAAAGAGCUUGUCGCAAAAGAAGGUUUCAAGGCUUUGUUUGCGGGGGCUGGAGCUAAUAUCUUACGUGGACUCGCCGGUGCAGGCGCAUUAGCUUUAUACGACAAGUUCCAGGAGAUCGCUUUCGGCAAGGUUUACGCUGCGGGGUCUGGUUAGUUUCGUCAUUGCGUUUACUCGUUACAGCUUUAGACUGGCGUGGCUUUCGAUAUCCCUUCUUGGUCCCGUUGCCUUAUCUUAUUAUUGGUUUCUCCGUCGUACGUUUCAAUCAUAGUCAGACGUCGGUGGACGCUAGUUAUCCGGUUUAGUUACCCUUUGUCUAUUUCCUUUGGACAUCGGCGUUCUGCUAGGUGCCUACACGAGUCCUACUCGGGAUUGUGAUGUAUUUCGUCCAUGCUUUGGUUCGCAACAUGACGAAUUGUCAAUGUGUAUUGCCUAUCCUAUCUU
This is a messenger RNA of Somion occarium, 1482 nucleotides long. The record is from the annotation of a GenBank genome assembly. Lineage: Eukaryota; Fungi; Basidiomycota; Agaricomycetes; Polyporales; Cerrenaceae.